Messenger RNA from Rangifer tarandus platyrhynchus (Svalbard reindeer), 534 nucleotides. The record is from the annotation of a GenBank genome assembly. Lineage: Eukaryota; Metazoa; Chordata; Mammalia; Artiodactyla; Cervidae.
AUGAGCAACUCAUCACGCCCCAACCUCUCUCUUAAAUCAGAGCAAUCAGCGUCGCAGCAACUGAAACCAGAGGUUAGUGGGACACCUGGGCCGGGCCGGCUCAGACCUGACUGCCAGGUUCUGAUUGUCACUGAGAGCAGACACGGGAGGAAAAGAAGCAGCUGUGAGCAGCAACAUCAACUACACAAGCAUCACAGAGACUCAUGUGAACGAAACGAAACUUUUGGAGCUUCCAUGGGGUCUACAGGUCAUUUCGCGUACAGCUUGGAACCUCCACCUUCCACAGAAAAGCAAACCUCCCCGGUCCUCCCCAGGCCGCUGGCCGUCUCUUCUGCCGUCUCCUCCCAGUGGAUGGUGCGGACCAGUGCCUUGGCGGGGGAGUGGGACCGGGAAUUACCCAGAGAGGAAAACAGCACAUCUGGACAUCACUUGGGAAGGACGUGUGUGGUCAGAAGCUACGGUGAGUCAACGGCAGACAGAGGAAGGACGUCAGGUACCAACGACAGGCUAAUUUCUGUGGAAGAACUGGAUUGA